Molecule: messenger RNA, 2193 nt
Organism: Gymnodraco acuticeps
Lineage: Eukaryota; Metazoa; Chordata; Actinopteri; Perciformes; Bathydraconidae
Gene: rnaset2
Product: ribonuclease T2
Exons: 10
Coding region: 151-879 (242 amino acids)
Biological process (GO): RNA catabolic process
Cellular component (GO): extracellular region
Molecular function (GO): ribonuclease T2 activity; RNA binding
Source: RefSeq, a predicted model, not a curated record
GCGAAGCGGCUUUGGGACAUAAACAACAGACUGUUCCCUUGUACUCUCUAUUAUGCACCAACCUAGUCAAGUUUUCUAACGUAUUAACAUGGCGGCGCAAAGUUAACUUCCAUAAAAGUCUAUUGCAACGUAUCCGGCUCAAGGUCAGACAUGAGGCUCUGCUCCCUUCUUCUGCUCUGCCUGGCAGCAUACCUGUCAUCCUCCUAUGUGAUUUCCCUUCCACAUAUGUGGACCAAACUGAUCCUGACCCACCACUGGCCAAGCACCUUCUGUGGUAUGGAAGUCCCAGUCUGUCAUCCCAACAUCAGCUACUGGACGCUACAUGGACUCUGGCCAGAUAAAGGGAUUGACUGCAAUUCAUCGUGGCAUUUCAACUCUUCUGAAAUAGAGGACCUGCUUCCAGACAUGAAGAAGAGUUGGCCAGACUUGUUGAGCCCCAUGUCUACUGGAUUCUGGAAGUAUGAGUGGCACAAACAUGGUACAUGUGCAGCCAAGGCAGAGUCUCUGAAUAGCCAACAUAAAUACUUCAGCAAGGCCCUGGAACUAUACCAUAAACUGGAUUUGGACAGCAUCCUGACAAAGUUUGACAUCAUCCCUUCAGAAAAUUACUACAAACUUUCACAAAUUGAAGGAGUCAUAGAGAACUUCUACAGCGUCAAGCCUAAGAUCCAAUGUGUCCAUCCGUCAAAGAAUGCAGGUUUUCAGAUUUUGGGGCAGAUUGAGAUCUGCUUCAACUCUGACUUCACCCUCCUGGACUGUGAGAAACAUUUAACAACAACACCUAAGGGACACGUGGACAAUCGCAUCGCAGUCGACAAGACAUCUGGGUUCAGUGUGUGUGACCAGGAUGUGCCCGUUUACUACCCAACACCUUCAUAAAAGAACAUACGACUGAAACCGAACAGCACACUACAACCCUAAAUACACACACACACACACUAAACAAAUCAACUGUACUGUGAUUUAGCAUUUGCGCACAACGACUUAUUUCCUUUUUUCUCAGGGUUCAAAUUGAACACCAUAACUUAAACACUCAUGUUUGUCAACACCUCACAAUGAGUUCAGUCUGAAAACAACAUUUUUUUUUACUACAUUUAAAUGCUUGUGGGGACAGGUACUUUGCUCCAGGAAACACACGCCGCUACCAAGUAGUGCUUUAAUGGAAUUAAGUGCCUUUCUGACGGCUGCUGGUAGAUGAAUCCGAUAUAGUGCACAGCAUGUUUCUUUCCACGCCUCAACAGGGGGCAUUGGGGUGAGUUGAGGUCAGGUGGGUGGGCAGAUUGGACAGUUAAUAUACGACAUCUUGUUGGCGAAUGAGUGGAGCCUUACAUCAGAUUUGCAGGUGACUCUUAGUCUAUGUUAUCGGUAGGUUAUAUGUCAAUCUUUCGUACAUAAUCUUUUAAGGACUGGGAAUAUUUUAUACCACAUUUGUGUGUUUAUGUGCCUCUUGAUUAUUGCUAUGUAAAGUUAAUUCAUCCAAUGCAUCAUCAUCAAAAUAGCUUGGUUUUCUUAUUGUUAAAUCACUACCCAAAUAUUCUAGGGUCACGUGCACAUUGUAAAUGGCUUUGGGGGCAAAGGUGGUCGUUUUUUAGUCAUUAUAAACAUGUGGUAGUUAUUGCUACCUUUUGAAGUUUGCCUACAUCAUUAUUCAGUGUUUUGUUAUAGGCCUGGUUAGGCCUGUCUAUUGAUAUUAAGGACUGCUAGUCAUAUAGAGAACUUGGAAAAAAAAUAGCCUAAACAUUAUGUAUGGAUAGAAAGUACAAAUAAAAUGUGUUAAAAAAAUAGUAUAUGUGUAAAUUAAAUGCUUUUGUUUCUUUUACAUUGUAAUUGUACGUUAAUGAGUUAACAACCUCAAAGUACACUAUAAACAAUCAUUUAAACAAGAUGUCAUACAAGGUUAUUAUGCACCAUUUGUGUCCCACAAGUUCUAGGCCUGUAGAGAUAAAAUAGUUGUUGCAAAUGUUUUCCUAAACACUUGAAUCCCCCACAUAGUUGUACAAUGGCUUCUUUCUAUUUGUCCUGUUUGGCUCUGGCUACUCUUGUGCAUGUAUAAAUAAAUUCAGUGUAAGCUAAAAGGCAAAAUAAUGAUUAUAAUUGACAGCUACAGUAGACAAAUGCUGUGGUGCUAAGUAACUACUGAAAUGAACAUGUGUACUUCCAUUGUUUUAAUGUCAAUAAAACAUUCAAUAUCUA